AUGAGAAAGCCAGAGCUCGUCGAACUGUUGCAUCAGCACAGAGUCGUCAAUCUACAGUUCGUGUGCACUGAACGCGCUGUAGGUAACUACCUGAGAGGCUGGCGGAUGAAUGUAGACAAGAACAUAGACAUUGGCGACGUCAAGCCUCUGAUCGCUGACAAUGAGGAACUGAACGACCUGGGAAGUCUCAAGUUUAAAAUCACGGCCAUCGUGAGGGUCGACGUCAACCUGACGUGCACCCCCAACAAAAUGGAGAGAUGCAUCUCCUUCUCCUUGAACGGCCUGAGUCAGAGUAUUUCAUCUCACGCCAUCGACCACGAAAACUGGAAUGACACUGAAUUUAAGACAACUCUCCUCGAUGCCUGCAUUGGUGGAGAUUUGGCCCGAGUCAAGUUCAUUUUGUCUGAUGGCCGUGCAGAUAUCAACUCAGUGGGGAAGGACAACAUGACACCAGUGAUGCAUGCAGCAAAGGAGGGACAUAGAGAAGUGUUUGACCUACUUGUCAGGGAAGGUGCCAACCUGUCUUUAUUGGAUGAUGAAGACAAGAACAUUGCUCAUUUGGCCUGUAUUGGGGGAAGUGUUGAAAUCGUCAAAUAUGUCUUCACCCAGAAUGUUGUGGGCAUCAACAGUCGAGAUCUCGACGGAUUGACACCAGCAAUGACUGCAGCUUUAUACAAAAGAAAAGACGUGUUUGAUUUACUUGUGGAAGCAGGAGCAGAUCUGUUAUUGCUGAAUGAGUUCGGAGAAACCAUACUUCAUAGGGCCUGUGAAGGGGUAAUGUGCAGAUAG
Molecule: messenger RNA, 789 nt
Organism: Haliotis rubra (blacklip abalone)
Lineage: Eukaryota; Metazoa; Mollusca; Gastropoda; Lepetellida; Haliotidae
Product: probable palmitoyltransferase AKR2
Exons: 4
Coding region: 1-789 (262 amino acids)
Molecular function (GO): protein binding
Source: RefSeq, a predicted model, not a curated record